AUGCCUAAAGCUACAAGAAAAACAAACUCCGGCAUAAAAAAGGCAGCUACCACCGUGCCUGCUGUCACGGUAGUGACUAGACGGCAGGCAAGACUCGCUCGUGAGCGUGCGAGGGACGACUCUGGCGCUGAGCUCGAGUCAGUCACCAAUGCUUUUGAUAUGUAUCAUUACGUUACCAUCCUAAUCGAAGAGGUUAUGAAGGCGCUUGGUGCCGAAAGGGCCAGAAAAACAUCGAUGGAGCGCCCGUUGUUUUUCGAACGAGGGAAACUUUACCUAGAUGUAAAGUCACUCGAAGCUUCGGCUAGCUGUGAAGGGGAGUGGCCGGUGGAUGAGCAGCUGCAGAAGGUAGUUCGCAAGACGAGGACGAGAUUGGUGAAGCCAGCGCGGCCGGUGAAGGGGAUAUCGAUUCUGAAUAUCCAGAGGGUGGAAUUGACGGCUUGA
Molecule: messenger RNA, 441 nt
Organism: Morchella sextelata
Lineage: Eukaryota; Fungi; Ascomycota; Pezizomycetes; Pezizales; Morchellaceae
Exons: 1
Coding region: 1-441 (146 amino acids)
Source: RefSeq, a predicted model, not a curated record